Molecule: messenger RNA, 1696 nt
Organism: Pseudoliparis swirei
Lineage: Eukaryota; Metazoa; Chordata; Actinopteri; Perciformes; Liparidae
Gene: tubb4bl
Product: tubulin, beta 4B class IVb-like
Exons: 4
Coding region: 93-1427 (444 amino acids)
Biological process (GO): mitotic cell cycle; microtubule cytoskeleton organization
Cellular component (GO): microtubule; cytoplasm
Molecular function (GO): structural constituent of cytoskeleton; GTP binding; GTPase activity
Source: RefSeq, a predicted model, not a curated record
CCCAGACAAUCGACUGCAGGAACAGUCAUCCUGUGAAUAUCUGCUGCUCGGCGUGCCAUCAACUCGACGAUCCUCGUAUCUAUUUAUCCAAAAUGCGCGAAAUUGUUCAUUUGCAAGCCGGUCAGUGCGGAAACCAGAUCGGAGCUAAGUUCUGGGAGGUGAUCAGUGAUGAGCAUGGCAUUGAUCCCACUGGUUCCUACGUUGGAGACAGCCAUCUGCAACUAGACAGAAUCAGCGUCUAUUACAAUGAGGCCUCAGGUGGAAAGUAUGUGCCCCGAGCCAUCCUGGUGGACCUGGAGCCGGGUACGAUGGAUUCAGUCAGGUCCGGUCCCUUCGGACAGCUCUUCAGACCUGACAACUUUGUCUUUGGUCAGAGUGGAGCUGGAAACAACUGGGCCAAGGGCCACUACACAGAGGGGGCCGAGCUGGUGGACUCCGUCAUGGAUGUCGUGAGGAAAGAGGCUGAGGGCUGCGACUGCCUCCAGGGCUUCCAGCUCACUCACUCCCUGGGUGGCGGUACUGGCUCCGGCAUGGGCACUCUGCUCAUCAGCAAGAUCCGCGAGGAGUACCCCGACCGCAUCAUGAACACCUUCAGCGUGGUGCCGUCUCCCAAGGUGUCCGACACUGUGGUGGAGCCCUACAACGCCACUCUCUCUGUCCACCAGCUGGUGGAGAACACAGAUGAGACCUACUGCAUUGACAACGAGGCUCUCUAUGAUAUCUGCUUCCGCACUCUGAAGCUCACCACCCCGACAUACGGAGAUCUUAAUCAUUUGGUGUCCGCCACCAUGAGCGGGGUGACCACAUGUCUGCGUUUCCCUGGCCAGCUCAACGCCGACCUCCGUAAACUAGCAGUCAACAUGGUGCCCUUCCCCCGCCUGCACUUCUUCAUGCCGGGCUUUGCCCCUCUCACCAGCAGGGGCAGCCAGCAGUACCGCGCCCUGUCUGUGCCCGAGCUCACCCAGCAGAUGUUCGACGCCAAGAACAUGAUGGCUGCCUGUGACCCACGUCACGGCCGCUACCUCACCGUGGCAGCCGUGUUCAGGGGCCGCAUGUCCAUGAAGGAGGUCGAUGAGCAGAUGUUGAACGUGCAGAACAAGAACAGCAGCUACUUCGUCGAAUGGAUCCCGAACAACGUGAAGACCGCCGUCUGUGACAUCCCGCCCCGUGGUCUCAAAAUGUCCGCCACUUUUAUCGGCAACAGCACGGCCAUCCAGGAGCUGUUCAAGCGCAUCGGUGAGCAGUUCACCGCCAUGUUCCGCCGUAAGGCCUUCCUCCACUGGUACACCGGUGAGGGCAUGGAUGAGAUGGAGUUCACCGAGGCGGAAAGCAACAUGAAUGACCUGGUGUCCGAGUACCAGCAGUACCAGGAUGCCACCACUGAGGAGGGAGAGUUUGAGGAAGAGGGAGAGGAGGAAGUGGCCUAAACCUCAGCCUGCCCAGCUGCCAGGCCUAAUUUAAUCCGUCCGCCAACUCCAUCAUGAAUAUUAAAAAGUUUGCCGAAAAAAUAUCACCAUUUAGUUCGUUGUUGCUCUAUUGUUAGACAAUGUGUACUGGAGCUAUUUCAGUUUUUGUAUGUUGUGAAUGCACUGCAUUAUUGGCAUCCCUCCAUCUGUCCUGUCACUGCCUUGUGGAAGUGAUUUUAAUUGUGGAGCCUUGAGAUUGGAGGGUGAAUAAAAUCGGAUUAAAAGGCCAA